Pygocentrus nattereri (red-bellied piranha) is the source of this 2321-nucleotide messenger RNA. It is a transcript of the gene gphra, whose product is annotated as Golgi pH regulator. Gene Ontology annotation, cellular component: Golgi cisterna membrane. The record is from RefSeq and is a predicted model, not a curated record. NCBI's taxonomy places the organism in Eukaryota, Metazoa, Chordata, Actinopteri, Characiformes, Serrasalmidae. Gene Ontology annotation, molecular function: voltage-gated monoatomic anion channel activity. The coding region runs from base 134 to 1501 and encodes 455 amino acids. The transcript has 14 exons. Gene Ontology annotation, biological process: intracellular pH reduction.
UUGUGUGAAGGGAAGGCGCUGCUAAGAUGAGCCGCGCAGCUCAGAUCGCGUUAAUCGUUCAGUUUCACCGAUGACAGCGCGAAUAUCCUUACAGUGCAGUGGUUACGAACGCGUGGCCUAGCUGGGAGUCAGCAUGUCUUUCUUCGUAGACUCGGUGAUUAUGUUCACCUCUCAGGUGCUGUUUUUCGGGUUUGGCUGGCUCUUUUUUAUGCGGCAGUUGUUUAAAGACUAUGAGGUGCGUCAGUAUGUGGUGCAAGUGGUUUUCUCUGUCACGUUUGCAUUUUCCUGCACGAUGUUUGAACUCAUCAUCUUUGAAAUCCUCGGAGCAUUAAGUAGCACGUCCAGAUAUUUUCACUGGAAGCUGAAUUUAUAUGUUAUACUGCUGGUUCUAAUAUUUGUAGUGCCUUUCUACAUUGGCUACUUUGUGGUCAGUAACAUACGUUUGUUGCAGAGACAGAGGCUGCUCUUUGCCUGUGUGGUUUGGUUUACUUUCAUGUAUUUUUUCUGGAAACUUGGCGACCCUUUUCCCAUAUUGAGUCCAAAACAUGGCAUUCUGUCCAUUGAGCAGCUCAUCAGCCGAGUGGGGGUCAUCGGCGUGACCCUGAUGGCUCUGCUGUCUGGUUUUGGUGCUGUGAACUGCCCGUACACAUACAUGUCCUAUUUUCUCAGGAACGUGACUGACAGUGAUAUCCUGGCUUUGGAGAGACGACUGCUUCAGACCAUGGACAUGAUUGUCAGUAAGAAGAAGAGGAUCGCCAUGACGAGAAGGCAGAUGUACCAGCGAGGAGAGGACCAGAAUAAACAGGCUGGGAUCUGGGGGAUGAUCAAGAGUGUUACAUCUUCAACUUCAGGCAGUGAGAACCUGUCUCUGAUCCAGCAGGAGGUGGUUGCUCUAGAGGAGCUCAGUAGACAGCUUUUCCUGGAGACAGUGGACCUGCAGGCUACCAAGGAACGAAUAGAAUACUCAAAGACUUUUCAAGGAAAGUACUUUAACUUCUUGGGGUACUUUUUCUCCAUCUACUGUGUAUGGAAGAUAUUCAUGGCCACGAUCAACAUAGUCUUUGACCGUGUCGGCAAGACCGAUCCAGUGACGAGAGGAAUUGAAAUCACAGUUAACUACCUGGGAAUCCAGUUUGAUGUGAAGUUCUGGUCUCAGCACAUUUCCUUCAUCCUGGUGGGAAUCAUUAUCGUCACCUCCAUACGAGGCCUUUUAAUCACACUCACCAAGUUCUUCUACGCCAUCUCCAGCAGCAAGUCGUCUAAUGUGAUAGUGCUGGUCCUGGCCCAGAUCAUGGGGAUGUAUUUUGUGUCCUCUGUGUUGCUCAUGCGUAUGAGUAUGCCCCUGGAGUACCGCACCAUUGUCACAGAGGUCCUGGGAGAGCUGCAGUUUAACUUCUAUCAUCGCUGGUUUGACGUAAUAUUCCUCGUAAGCGCUCUCUCCAGCAUCCUCUUCCUCUACCUGGCACACAAGCAGGCCCCCGAGAAGCACAUGACCCUGUGACCCUCAUUCUUGUGUCUCCUUUCAAAACAACAUGUCUGUUUUCUAAGGGGCCUUUACUUUCACUGGGACUGAACUUCCUGAAUCAGGAAAAGCCUAGAGACUGCUGUUCACUGGGGUGUUGGUUCAAGAACUUUGAGGCUAUUUGUCUAGUUUGGAUCAAAUUGUGUUUACGUGGAUGGGACAAGAUGUUAUAGAAAUUAAGUACAGAUUUUCCUCAGUGUUCACUUUUAAGAAAUUUUAAAUGAUUCAUAAAUAUUAUUUUUUUCUCUUUGUUAUUUUGUCAUUUUUCAUUGGACUAGACAUCGCAGGAAGCCAUGUGAGAAACAUAAUUGGCUAUCAUCUUUACCACUGUUCACCUGCCUAUACGCUGUUAGCACAAUAUUGUACAUUAAAUCGCUAAGUGCAGUCAUAUAUGGACUUUAUUUAAUGAUAUGUCCUUGUCAAACAUUAGAAACAAUAAACACACCCCCAGCUGUCAGAACAGGAAAAAAAGAUUUCAGGAUGACAAAGAAUGAGACUGCAGAUUUUAUUAGCUAGUAUGUUUAUUUUUAUUACUCUGUGCAGAGACAGCUCACUCCUGAUUGCAUGAAUGGCAUCAAAUAUCUUACAGAAUCAUCACCUUUCACUUUUAUGUGAAACUGCCAUCAGAAAAAAAGAGGAAAAAAUAUAUAAUUUCAGGGAAACUGCUUGGAAAAGUGCAUCUUGUUUGCUUAAAAGGUUGGACAGUCCCAUCUUGGUAUGCCAGUGAUGGCAUCUCUCAUGAUCACUGCGGGUAAAUGGAGGAGACCCUCAGAUACUUGAAUAAAUAAUUUCUUAAUGA